AUGAUCAAUCCAGUCAACUUUGGACCGGCAAUCAUCAAACGCUUCAUGGCACCCGACGUGCCAGGCCUUAAAACGUUCAAGACAUCGCCAUCGCUAUGUUUCCUUCUAGAGCAUCCUUCAGGACGCAAGUUGAUGUGGGACUUGGGGAUUAGGAAAGACUACUGCAACUAUGCACCGUCCAUCGCUAAUUAUUUACCAUCAACAAGGUACAAGAUUGAGAUUACAAAGAACGUCGUGGACAUACUUAGAGAGAAUGGGGUUUCACCACAUGAUAUAGAGGGAAUAAUAUGGAGCCACUGGCACUGGGAUCAUAUAGGCGACCCGUCAACUUUCCCUGUGACUACGGACUUAAUUGUCGGGCCUGGAUUCAAAGAUGCGAUGCUUCCCGGGGCCCCUGCAAAUCCUGAAUCUCCUAUUCUUGAAAUGGAUUAUGUCGGUCGAACAUUAAGAGAGAUCUCUUUCGAAGGGUCCCAGACCCUCCGCAUUGGGGGUUUUCCGGCCUUUGAUUACUUUGGCGAUGGCUCUUUCUACGUCCUGGACAGCCCAGGACAUGCUAUUGGACACUUAUGUGGCCUUGCUCGAACCACCCCAGAUACUUUCAUACUUCUCGGCGGUGACAUUUGUCAUUAUGCGGGAAUAUUCAGGCCUUCGAAAUAUCUGCCGAUUCCUAACUCAAUAUCACCACAUCCUUGCAGACCCCAAGAAAGGUCUUCGCUAUGCCCUGGGAGCGCAUGGGAAGAACUCCAGACAUCCAGAGGAAGACAGCAAACUGAUGCGCUUUUUGACGCAACGUUUGGACUGAACCUGCCGCAAGCCAAAAGGACUGUCGAACAUCUCCAAGAGCUAGAUUGCAACGAGAAUGUGUUCGUCAUAGUCGCACAUGACUCCACUGUUCGGGACUGUGUGCCUCAAUUCCCGGCGAGUCUCAAUGAUUGGAAGAUUGAAGGCUGGGGGCAGAGAGUAAGGUGGGCUUUUCUCCGCGAUCUCGAAUCAUAUUGGAGAUCGAAAGGACUUUAA
This is a messenger RNA of Colletotrichum siamense, 1017 nucleotides long. It is a transcript of the gene mpaDE-3, whose product is annotated as Cytochrome P450 monooxygenase mpaDE. The record is from RefSeq and is a predicted model, not a curated record. NCBI's taxonomy places the organism in Eukaryota, Fungi, Ascomycota, Sordariomycetes, Glomerellales, Glomerellaceae. Bases 1 to 1017 code for a protein of 338 amino acids. The transcript has 3 exons.